Boleophthalmus pectinirostris (great blue-spotted mudskipper) is the source of this 3957-nucleotide messenger RNA. RefSeq names its product protein phosphatase 1, regulatory subunit 12C (gene ppp1r12c). Bases 117 to 2228 code for a protein of 703 amino acids. Gene Ontology annotation, biological process: signal transduction. The transcript is spliced from 20 exons. Lineage: Eukaryota; Metazoa; Chordata; Actinopteri; Gobiiformes; Gobiidae. Gene Ontology annotation, molecular function: protein kinase binding; phosphatase regulator activity; enzyme inhibitor activity. Gene Ontology annotation, cellular component: cytoplasm. The record is from RefSeq and is a predicted model, not a curated record.
CUUUUGAACAUCCACAGAACCAGGAAGUGAAAGUGUACACAUGGAGGGUGUGUCCUUCCCUCCCAGCGCUGCGUGUUUUAUUUUUAAAAUCGCAGUCCUCCUCCGCGCUUAAAGUCAUGGGGGACUCGGCCAGGUCCAAGCGGCGAGAGCAGCUCAAGCGUUGGGCCGGCUCCUGCACGGACAAAGCCUCGGCGGUGCCCAGGAGGAGGUGGAGGGGCGACGCCGAGGAGAGCGUUCCACUAAACCCGGAGGCCAAGCUCUGUGAGCAGCCAACUAACCAACCAGAGUCCGGGGAAGGAGAGCAUAUAAGUCCUCUUAUCAAGAGACGGAAAAGUGUGAGGUUCGAUCGUGCGGCUGAGUUCUUGGCGACAUGUGCGAGUGGAGACACAGACGAGGCCCGGGCAAUGCUGACCGAAGCUCGACUGACAAACAGAGAAGAUGGUCCAGACAUCAUCAACUGUUCAAAUGCAGACGGGAUAACUGCUCUUCACCAGGCCUGUAUAGAUGGCAGUUUAGAGAUGGUGAUGUUCCUGUUGGAAAAUGGUGCCGGUGUGAACCAGGUGGACAGCGAGGGAUGGACUCCGCUGCAUGUGGCUGCCUCCUGCGGAUAUUCAGAGAUAGCAGAGUACCUUCUGCAGCAUGAUGCCUGUCUGUCUGCGGUGAACUGUGAUGGUGAUGUUCCUUUGGACAUUGCACUGGAUGAAACCACAGAAUCACUCAUUCAGAAAUUCACAGUUAAACAAGGUGUGGACUUGGAGGCUGCCAAACGGAUGGAGGAGGAGCAGAUCAUGACGGAUGCUCGGGCCUGGCUCACAGAGGGGCCCCCAGUCGAUGUACGACACCCCAAAACAGGAGCCACCCCCCUGCAUGUGGCUGCCGCUAAAGGCUAUCUAGAGGCUCUCAAAAUACUGUGUCAGUGUGGACUGGAUGUUUCGGCCAAAGACAACGAUGGUUGGACACCUCUCCACGCAGCGGCACACUGGGGUCAGGGAGAGGCCUGUCACAUUUUGGCUGAACAACUGUGUAACAUGGAGGCACGCAGCAACUCUGGCCAAACACCAUUUGACGUUGCAGAUGAAAGCGUCGAAGAGCUCCUUGAGGAGUUAUCACAGAAACAAGCCAAUUGGCGUAAGGAACAGUCCAUAUUGGACAGACAAAACCAGCAAGGCUCCACCACUGCAAACGCACAAAACAAACGGCGGAGGAGCUCUGUCUGCAGGAUGAGCAGCAAAGACAAGAUGAAUGUACAGGACCAGUCUAAAGAAAGGGGUGUGUCUGGAGACGAGUUUAGUGAGGAGAAAGAGAGCAGUCCUGAAAGCUCUGCAGUUUCAAGUCCAGACACAGAGAGCAUGACCACUUCUACUAUUAGUCCUGCUGACAAGACCCCAGAAGAGAACGAUGACGAGGAGAAGGAGCAGGACGACAAGGCAAACCGCACAGCACGAGUCCAACCCACUCCACAAACAAAAGACUCCCCUGCCGAUAGCCCCAACACUCCCAGCUCUGAUCGCAGAAAGUUCCAGGCUCCAGUCAGAGACGAAGAGUCUGAGUCCCAGAGAAAAGCUCGCUCUCGGCUGCUGCGUCAGACACGCCGCUCCACACAGGGGGUGACCCUCACAGAUCUUAAAGAAGCAGAGAAGAAUGUUUCCAAAGCAGCUGAGCAGACUCCUGCUCGGACUGUCCAACCAGUGAGCCCCAUCAUCACUCUGACCCCCGCAGAAAGAGACACUGACCCAGUGAAGCAGGAGGAGCCUGAAGUGGAGAAGAAGCUGGGCGUUCGAGACCGGAGGAGAGGGAGGAGAGAGAGGCGCUCCACAGGGAUCGUCCAGACGGGAGGAGAGAAUGAUGAAGAGGAUGCUCAACCAGAGGAAACCAAUGGGGACAGCACAAUACAAGGGAAUAAAUUUGACGAUUCAUCUGCUGACUAUAGGACGCUGUACUUCAAGGUGCUGCAGGAGAAUCUGUCUUUAAAGGACCGGCUGCAGGAGACAGAGCUGCUGCUGAGUCAGAACAAAGUGGAGCUGGAGAGACUGCGACAGAGUCAAGAGGGAACUACUGACCGGCCGGCACUGCUAGAGCUGGAGAGAUUCGAGAAACUGACUCUACAGCGGAGAGCAGUGGAAAUGGAGGAUGAACUCAAGAUUUUGGGAGACCUGAAAGCCGACAACCAGAGACUCAAAGAUGAAAACGCUGCUCUUAUUCGAGUGAUCAGCAAACUUUCAAGAUGAAUCAUUGACAGUAUGUGACCAUAUGUAACAGUAUGUAACAGAAUACAGACAACAAGACCAGAGCUGGUGUCGAGAGCACAUCCAAAUAACACAACUGGAAUCUAUCAGGGUUUUGUCCUGCAUUUGGGCCUCUGUAAACUUGCAAUGUGUUUUGGCAGAACUACUGUAAUACAAGCUCCACUGGACCUGCUGUGGACUGACGAGAUGUUCAUAAUAACAUCCACUUUUAUAUUUUUAUUGUAUUUUUAAAUGGGAUGUUUUAAUGUGCUUUAGUUGCCACAGUGUGUAUAGAAUCUGUGUUAAGAAAUUUUAAAGCCAUGCAUGUGUUGGUCGGUUAGAUCAUGGCCUGUUGCUGGAGAACAAAAUAUAAAGAUUUUAGAAUUUUCCAACUUAAGGUAAAUAGAUUGUUUGAAUAUAGUAAAAUAAUACACAGAACACAGGACAAAUUUCAGUACUAUCCAUCUUUAUAAUUGACAGUAAAUAAUUAAAAGUUGUUCCAAUUUAUAUUUACUGACAACCUUAGACCAUUUAAAUGCAUUUUAUGUUUUGGAAAAGUAAUUAUUAUGUUUUUCCAACAUAGUUAAAUGUUUAAAAUUUGUAACAUUGAUCAAAAGAUUUGGUUAUUACCAUAUUUUUGAUGUAAAUAUUGUAUCUUUUUAUGAGCAAUCUCAUUCUAAGUAUAGUAAAGAUCGUUAUUUUUAGUUUCUUAUUUUUGGUAAGACAUGUGGACAAAACAUGUGGGAAAGCAGAAUUAAUUAGAUUAUAAUAUGUCAGUUGCCUUUAUACUAAUAUAUCUGGAACUAUCUUCCAGCAACAGGCCUUUGGUGGCUAUAAGAGACAGGCUUAUGUGCCAAAAAUACCUUCUGUUUUUGGGAGUCCUUUGGGAAAAACUUUUAAGUGGUCAGUAUUGCUUCUCAGGACUAGAUCUGUGUCUGAAUUUAGCCGACUGUUAACCAUGGACCAAAAGCUGCAUGCUAUUCUCCCCAGUGCUUCAAAUGUUUAUUUAAAUUGUAUUGUAUUUAUGUACAAAAACAUCUGUCCAAAUGUAAAGGUUAUUAAAGGUGCACUAUGUAACUUUUCCUGUUACGGAUUACACAACCUACUUGACCUGAAAUGUUCCGCAAUAUGACAACAAAUUUAUCAAUCUUGCAUUUAUUCAAUUACAGAUGUUUAUAUUGCUUAAAAAAAAAAAAAAACGCAAAUGGCACAGUUCUGACCUGUAACUUGGCCUGUUGGUCUCACCUGCUUGUCUCCAUGGAGAUAAGGUUAAGGCCAUAGUGUGGGACAUUUCAGGUAAAGUCAAAACAUGCAGACCACCUGGUGGCCAACCCUACACCAGAACAGUUACAUGGUGCACCUUUAAGUUGUGAAUGGACAGCCGUGGGUGCUAAGGGAAUUGUAUUGAAAAGGUUUGUUACGAUCAUCUCAUGUUUUAAUGGAGAAUGCUUGUGUUUAUAAUUUGUACUGUAAGUAGCUGUACUUUUUGCAUUACCGCUCCGGAAAGCAUUUUCCCUUUACAAGUAUUCAUCUAACUGUUAUACAACACAAGUGGCCAAUAUGGGUCAACUCUGAAUGUUUACGACACUUGUAACAAAAAACUCCCUGCAUGUCAAAUUGUAUUAUGAUGCUGUGCCUUUUAACAUUUGUAGGUAUUGGCCUAACUUUUCUAUUUGCUUUAGAAGAGUAUCAUUGUUUUGUUAAGUGAGAAAUAUAGAAUUAACACACCUGC